Molecule: messenger RNA, 1703 nt
Organism: Lycium barbarum (goji berry)
Lineage: Eukaryota; Viridiplantae; Streptophyta; Magnoliopsida; Solanales; Solanaceae
Product: BES1/BZR1 homolog protein 2-like
Exons: 2
Coding region: 106-1065 (319 amino acids)
Biological process (GO): brassinosteroid mediated signaling pathway; DNA-templated transcription
Molecular function (GO): DNA-binding transcription factor activity
Source: RefSeq, a predicted model, not a curated record
GAAGAGGAGAUAGUGUAGGCCAGUAGCAAAUUCUUGUGCAAUUCGAAUAAAGAAAAGCUCUUCAACAAAUAACCCCCUUUCUUCUGACCCCAUUUCCACUCGCUAAUGACGGCCGGCGGUGGUGGAUCAUCAGGAAGGUUGCCGACGUGGAAAGAGAGGGAAAACAAUAAGAGAAGAGAGAGGAGAAGAAGAGCUAUUGCUGCAAAAAUAUUUACUGGCUUAAGAGCUCAAGGUAACUUCAAACUUCCCAAACACUGUGAUAACAAUGAGGUCUUGAAAGCUCUUUGUCUUGAAGCUGGUUGGGUUGUUGAAGAUGAUGGCACCACUUAUCGCAAGGGACACAGGCCUCCACCAACGGAAAAUGGUUGUGCCUCUAUGAAUUUCAGUGCAUGCUCAUCGAUUCAGCCUAGCCCAAUGUCAUCCUCUUUCCCCAGUCCUGUACCCUCUUACCAUGCCAGCCCAACAUCAUCCUCAUUCCCUAGUCCCUCACGUUGUGACAACGGGCAUCCCACAUCAUACAUCCUCCCCUUUAUCCGUAACUUAGCUUCCGUUCCCUCUACUUUGCCACCUCUUCGUAUAUCUAACAGUGCCCCUGUUACCCCACCUCUUUCUUCUCCUACUCGAGGAUCAAAGCCUAAACCUAUCUGGGAAUCUCUCUCCAGGGUUCCGUUGCAUACCUUUCAGCAGCACCCACAUUUUGCUGCUUCUGCACCAUCAAGUCCCACCCGCCGCCAAUACUCUAAGCCUGCUACAAUUCCAGAAUGCGAUGAGUUUGAUGCUGCCUCAGUUGAAUCUGCACGCUGGGUCAGCUUCCAGACGGUGGCAGCUCCAACUUCGCCUACUUUUAACCUUGUAAAACCUCUUCCUCCUCAGCAGAACAUUCUCUUAGAUGCCUUAAGUGGCCAUGGUAUGUUUGGUUGGGCCGAAGCAGCUCAAAAGGGACAUGUGGGCUCUGAGUUUGAUUUUGAGAGCUGCAAAGUGAAGGCAUGGGAAGGUGAGAGAAUACAUGAAGUUGCUGUGGAUGAUCUAGAACUCACUCUUGGUAGUGCAAAGGCACGUGCUUAAAGUUCUUAAUGAGAUGAUUCCGAUAAGGAAAUAGGAGGAGCUUAUUUCCAUAUCUGCAACGUUGCAGUUUGCACGCGGCUCAUCACAUUUAUUGUGCACUAUAAACCAUAGCGUGCCAACUACGUGGAUCUCAUUUGUAAAUUCUCUUACUAUACCUGAGAACUUAAAUUGGAGCAUGUGAUUUCUUGUUGUCUCUAUUGUAUAGUUCUCUAAACAAGCGAUCACUAUAUGAAGCUAAGAUGUUCAUUGAAUUGAUAAUGAGAGUGGCUCACGAUCUAGAUGUGUCUGGAGAAUUGUGAAGUCAUAACUGAUGAUAGAAGGAAGCAAAAGCAGUUACCAUGGUUCCGUGUCUAUUUAAGAGCUUCUCUUACGGUAUGUAUUUAAGUAAUGAACUAUUAGGUCCUGUGUAUUUGUAUUCGGCUGGGGUUGCAAGACCCUCAUAUGACAUUGUAUCAGAGAGAGCUGAGAUAUUAUUGUCCUGUAGAAAAGUGCGACGAAUCAUGGAGAGCAGCUUAACUUACUGCUACAUUACUAGUUAGUUAAGCAUGAAGGUUACAUUGAGUUAGAGCUUAGCUUUUUUGCUUCUCUAAUAGAUUGUGUUGUCAGUGAAAUCAGUUUAAUGUUGGAUUUUCUUCUCA